Messenger RNA from Fraxinus pennsylvanica, 1098 nucleotides. The record is from the annotation of a GenBank genome assembly. Lineage: Eukaryota; Viridiplantae; Streptophyta; Magnoliopsida; Lamiales; Oleaceae.
AUGGAGGAAACCAGAGGUUUGAUUUUACAUGGGUGUAAGUUGGCUGAAGUCCUAGAAGAAAACCUGCUAAAUUUGGCUAACGAACCUGAUUUUUUUCUAAGAUCAUGUGAUGAGAUCAUUGGGGCGUUUAGUCGCGUGAAAGAUAGAUUAUCCCGUGAAGUUGUUCAUCGGCAAUUCGACAUAAGAACUCAGGAAUGGUUAAGAAGUGGUGCCGGCACAAGUACUGAUAAUCGGGCAAUGGAUUUGCUUAAUCCUCAAGCUAUUUUAGGCCACAGUAGCAGCAGCGCUUACCACGACGCGUACCGUUUGGAACUCGUCGGACAUCAAAUGGCUGGUGGAAGGGAUGUGGAAGGUGGUGCAGAUGGGUGGAGGGGCGAUAUGUGGCCAGAGAUUAAGCCAAUGGAUGCAUCGAAUCCCAGCCCGUGGACUGCAUCUUCUAAAAGACGAAGAAGAAAGGAUGAAGCUGACAAAAUUGCGGUAAGGGUACCUGCUCCUCAGAUGGGAAAUCUUGAUCUUCCACCAGAAGAUGGUUUUACUUGGAGAAAAUAUGGUCAGAAAGAGAUUCUGGGAUAUAAACAUCCAAGGAGCUACUACAGAUGCACCCACCAAAAAUUUUACCAAUGCCCGGCCAAGAAGCAAGUCCAGCGGCUCGACGAAGAUUUCUACACGUUCGAGGUGACAUAUCGAGGUAACCACAUGUGCAACAUCACCUCCACCGCACCAUCUGCCACCAUACCACCAUCCGUUGAACACGGGACAAUUCCACAAACCACCGGUAUGCAGCCACCUGUAAGCCAGUGGUUGUCAAUUGAAGUCAAGCCAUCGCCAGUAGUGGAAGCUACACCCACCAUAUUCGAUACUCUAGCGUUUCGGUAUCCAGGUACAAUGGGUGGUGCCAGGCCUAGUAGUUGCGGCAAUCUCGCGGCCGGUGGCAGUGGCAGUGCAGGACCGUCCGGCCCUCGAUUUCCGGACUACCAGCCGGUGGCGGAGUUUGCUGAUGCUAUGUUUAAUUCUGGUAGCAGCAGCAACAAUAGCAUGGAGCUCAUCUUCUCAUCCAUUGAUGAGAAUUGGGAUACUGCUAGAGAAAAGAAACACUAA